Chrysochloris asiatica (Cape golden mole) is the source of this 228-nucleotide messenger RNA. Its product is annotated as protein kish-A-like. NCBI's taxonomy places the organism in Eukaryota, Metazoa, Chordata, Mammalia, Afrosoricida, Chrysochloridae. The record is from RefSeq and is a predicted model, not a curated record. The transcript is spliced from 4 exons. Bases 1 to 228 code for a protein of 75 amino acids. Gene Ontology annotation, biological process: intracellular transport; protein secretion.
AUGGUGUUUUUGUCUGCCAUUUUCAAUUUUCAGAGUCUGUUGACUGUAAUCUUGCUGCUUAUAUGUACCUGUGCUUAUAUCCGAUCCUUGGCACCCAGCGUCCUGGACAAAAAUAAAACUGGAGUGUUGGGUAUAUUUUGGAAGUGUGCCAGAAUUGGUGAACGGAAGAGUCCUUAUGUUGCAGUAUGCUGCAUAGUGAUGGCCUUCAGCAUCCUGUUCAUACAGUAG